AUGGCCUUUUGCCUCUUCUCCGUCUUCCUUUUCAGCCAUCCCGGUUGCCAAUCUGAAUUGAUUUCCUCUCACUUCCAGCACCUAUGGGUGUCUCCUCCACAGCCAAACAUCACUACUGUCUCUCCCUCCUCUCCUACCACUAUUAACCACAUUGUGUUCGGACUUGUUGGCUCUGUGGGAGGAUGGAGAGACAGAAAGAAUUACAUCGAAUCAUGGUGGAAACCAAACAUCACACGCGGAUACCUCUAUCUUGAUGUGCCUCCCCCGGCAGAUCUCCUUCCAUGGCCUUCAUCUUCUCCACCAUAUCGCAUUUCAGAAGACAACACAAAAAUAUUAGAAAUCACAAAACAUGAUGCAACGAUGGUUAGGAUUGCGCGCGGGAUUUUGGAGACAUUUAGAGAGGGAGACAAAGGGGUGAGAUGGUACAUGAUGGGGGACGACGACUCCAUUUUUUUCAUUGACAAUAUUGUUGAAGUAUUGGAUAAGUAUGAUCAUACUAAGUAUGUGUACAUUGGAGGACAUUCUGAGAGUGCAUUGCCAAAUUUUAUUCAUUCUUAUGAGAUGGGUUUUGGGGGGGCUGGGGUUGUAUUUAGUUAUCCAUUAGUUGCAGCAUUGGUACCAAAGUUGGAUGAUUGCAUAAAGAGAUAUCCAUUUAUAUUUGCUGCUGAUCAAAUGUGGCAGUCAUGCCUUGCUGAUCUUGGUGUUUACCUCAAUGCUCAAAAGGGCAUUCAUCAGAUUGAUCUAGUUGGAGAUUUAUCAGGACUACUAUCAUCCCACCCAGAAGCUCCUCUGCUCUCUCUCCACCACCCAGAGAAAGUAGACCCUUACUUCCCCUCCAUGGAUCGCCACCAAUCUGUAAACCACCUGAUGAAGGCGGCGAAAGUCGACCAGUCUCGAUUAUUACAGCAAACCAUAUGCUACCACAGGGAAAGCAACUGGUCCCUCUCUGUUUCAUGGGGAUAUUCUGUCCAUAUUUAUGAGAAUAUUUUCCCUAAAAGCAUUCUUCAGAAACCCCUGGAGACAUUCCAACCCUGGGUUAGGGAUGUAAUGCCACCAUUUUUCAUAUUCAACACUCGGCUUCCCAUUAGAGAACCCUGCGAAGCUCCUCAUAUUUUCCUCUUUAAAUCCAUCAAGAAUGCUUCUGCGAAUCGGAUUCUGACCAACUAUGCUCGAGUGGCUCCCCGUGGGUUACCGCCUUGUCCGAUCACUGGUAAUCACUCUGCUGAUCACAUCUUCAAAAUUCAGGUCAUCUCUUUUGCAACAAAGCUCAAUGAGGUUUUAUGA
Molecule: messenger RNA, 1284 nt
Organism: Camellia sinensis
Lineage: Eukaryota; Viridiplantae; Streptophyta; Magnoliopsida; Ericales; Theaceae
Source: RefSeq, a predicted model, not a curated record